Asparagus officinalis (garden asparagus) is the source of this 1626-nucleotide messenger RNA. Its product is annotated as protein ESKIMO 1-like. The transcript has 5 exons. Gene Ontology annotation, cellular component: Golgi apparatus. The record is from RefSeq and is a predicted model, not a curated record. Gene Ontology annotation, molecular function: O-acetyltransferase activity. The coding region runs from base 74 to 1342 and encodes 422 amino acids. Lineage: Eukaryota; Viridiplantae; Streptophyta; Magnoliopsida; Asparagales; Asparagaceae.
UCCUCCUCCUCCUCCUCCUUCAAAUAAAUGCUCUCCUUCUUCCUCAAAAUUCUCUCACUCAUUCUCGUUCACAAUGAAGCCAAGCAAUCUAAAACCAAGCAACCUCUCAAUCUCCAUCAUCAUCCUCUCAGUGCUCCUCUUUGCCAUCUACAUCUACAGCGAAGACCUCCGCUCUCUCACCUCCUUCUCCUUCUCCUUCUCCUUCUCCUCCUCCUCAAAAGUCCAGGAGCCCAUUCGACAAAGCCCACAAACAUAUGAGGAGGAGGUGGUGAGCAUACCGGAUGCUUGCGAUCUGUUCACCGGAGGGUGGGUAUUAGAUAAUCUCACCCACCCUUUGUAUAGAGAGGAAGAGUGUGAGUUCUUAACGCAGCAAGUAACGUGCAUGGCGAAUGGGAGGGAGGACGAUACGUAUCAGAAAUGGAGGUGGCAGCCUAGAGACUGCUCAUUGCCGAGGUUCGAUGCACGGAUGUUACUCGAGAGGCUAAGAGGGAAGAGGUUGAUGUUCGUUGGUGACUCACUCAACAGGAAUCAAUGGGAGUCAAUGGUGUGUUUGGUUCAAUCCUUGAUCCCACCUGGCAAAAAAUCUCGGGUUAAAAUCGGCUCCCUCAGUAUUUUUAAAGCUGAGGAGUACAACGCGACCGUAGAAUUCUACUGGGCUCCGUUUCUGGUUGAGUCAAACUGUGAUGACCCGUCGAUGCACAGCAUUCUUGAUCGAAUCAUAAUGGCUGAUUCGAUCGGAAAACAUGCACAACAUUGGAAGGGGGUGGACUACCUUGUGUUCAAUACCUACAUUUGGUGGAUGAACACGCGAAAUAUGAAAGUAUUACGAGGAUCAUUCGAUGAGGGAUCGACGGAGUACGAUGAGAUCCGGAGGUCGAUAGCAUAUGAGAGGGUUUUGAAGACGCUGACCAGAUGGGUGGAUGAGAAUGUGGAUGCACAGAAGACUUCAGUGUACUUCAAUAGCAUGUCUCCUAUCCAUCUCAGUAGCUCAGACUGGGGCAAUCCAGACGGAAUCAAGUGCGCCAAAGAGACUCAACCAAUCCCGAGCACGACUCAACCUCUCUCGGUCGGAACUGACCGAAAAAUGCACAAUGUUGCAAGCAACAUAACAAGAUCAACUUCUAAGGUUCCUAUAGAUUUCAUGGAUAUCACGAUGUUAUCGGAGUAUCGAAAAGAUGCGCAUACUUCUGUCCAUACAAUUCGACAAGGGAUACUGCUAACGCCAGAACAGAAAGCUGAUUCUAAGAUUUAUGCUGAUUGCAUUCAUUGGUGUUUGCCUGGAUUGCCCGAUACAUGGAACGAGCUUCUAUACGCUCGCAUCGUAUCGAAACCCUGGAGUUAGUAAAGUUAAUUAAUACCUUUUAACAUUUUUAACAAAUUUUAAUUCUUUAAUUUCUUGAUGAUAAUUACUUUUAAGUUUUAUUUUAUUUUAUUUUAUUUUUUUGUGAGAAGACGUGGAGGUUAGGUUUGAAGAGAGCUGGCAAAGGGUUUUACUUGUGAACGUUGAGGUUGUUUGUACCUACUACCAACAAGUUGUAACGUGUGAUCUGAAUUGUAUAUUUUCAAUUGUAAAAAGGAAUGAGAAAGGUAUGCAAAGAAUAAGAAAAAGAUGGUUAUUCUGCUUUA